Messenger RNA from Arabidopsis arenosa, 469 nucleotides. Lineage: Eukaryota; Viridiplantae; Streptophyta; Magnoliopsida; Brassicales; Brassicaceae. The record is from the annotation of a GenBank genome assembly.
GCUCUCUCUCGGCGGACGAAGCUCUCUCUCGCUUCGAUUUCUCUCUCGACUCCUUCUCCUGUUUAAAUUUGCUUUAAAGACGAUGCAACAAGGUCAGGAGAAGAAGCAAGAAGAUAGUGAUUUUAAACAUUGGGAAAUGGUGGAAUCAUAUGAGCAGCAUGGUGAUGAAAAUGAUGGGCAUGUUCCAUAUGUACCUUCUGGUGACAGAAUUAUGGAGGCUAUGCGGGAUCCUGUUAAAUCUCUUUUGAUGUUGCAGGUUGAUCUUAAGGCUGAGGCAGAGAAGACUGAUGGUGGUGUUGGAACUGGUAACCAGAAUAAGAAUUUGAAGACUUUGACAAAGGAGAUGCUCUAUAUGAGGCUCGGGUUGUAUUGUUAUUAAGAUUUUUGAAGUUUAUGUUUGGUAAUGAUGUUGGCUCUUCGUUAAUUGUCAUAACAUAUGUUUUGGUUCUUAUAAAAAAAUCAAUUUCAU